AUGCAGGCCCUACCCACUGGGCCCCGCGGCUGGACGGGCAUCCGCUGGGCGCGGGCACGGGGCGCUGUCGGCCACUGUGGGAACGCCGAUUGGGCCCCUAGGCAUGGGGGCGCAAAUGGCCAGGGGUGCCAUUCAAAGAGGGAAGGGCGGCCAAGGAUUCGCGUGUGCGCCGACGCCGACGCCAGGAGCGAGGCGGUGAACGUGGGACCAGAAAAAAGGGCGAAUGGCACCCCUGGGUCGGUGGCCUUUGAGCCUGACCCAUACAUACCCCAUCCAGAGGAAUGCAGUGCUGAGAGUACUCUAUCAGUCGUUGUCAUUGGAGCAUCUGGAGAUCUCGCAAGAAAGAAGAUUUUCCCGGCCCUGUUUGCAUUGUUUUAUGAAGGCAUGCUGAUCGAGAAUUUUCAGAUUUUUGGAUACGCCAGGAGCAACAUGGAUGACGAAGCCUUCAGGGACUCUAUUGCAGAGACCCUGACUUGCCGAAUCGACGCUGGGGAGGACUGUGGCAAGAAAAUGGACAUCUUCUUGAGCAGAUGCUUCUAUCAACAGGGUCAGUAUUCCGAAGCAAAAGACUUCCAGCGCCUUGAUGCCAGGCUGUCCGUGAUGGAGGGUGCACUGUGUUCAAACAGGAUGUUCUAUCUGUCCAUUCCACCAAAGGUGUUCAUCAGUGCUGCUGGAAAUGCUGCUGACUAUUGCUCCAGCAGGACUGGUUGGAAUCGCUGUGUAGUGGAGAAGCCUUUUGGCCACGACAGUGCUUCAAGUCAUGAACUGUCAGAAGCACUGGGGAAGCACCUCUUAGAGGAUCAGAUCUACAGAAUCGAUCACUAUCUGGGGAAGGAGCUAAUUGAAAAUCUGACGGUGCUCCGCUUCUCCAACUUAAUCUUUGAGCCGCUGUGGUCACGGCAGUACAUCCGCAAUGUACAGAUCAUAUUCUCAGAGGACUAUGGCACAGAGGGGAGAGGUGGAUACUUUGAUGAGUAUGGUAUCAUCAGAGAUGUGAUCCAGAACCACCUGCUCCAGAUUGUUGCUCUUUUUGCCAUGGAGCCACCGGUGACUUUGGCAGCAGAGGACAUUCGGAAUGAGAAGGUGAAGGUUCUACGCAGCCUGAAGCCUGUGAAAAUAGAGGACGUGGUGCUGGGCCAGUACACUAAACGGGUCAGCAAGGCUCACACAUAUCCAGGGUACCUGGAUGACCCCACAGUGCCCAAGAACAGCAUCACCCCAACAUUUGCGGCCGUGGCGAUGUUCGUCGACAAUGCCCGAUGGGAUGGUGUGCCCUUUCUGCUGAAGGCGGGGAAGGCGCUGAGCACGAGGGGGGCAGAAAUUCGAGUUCAGUUCCGCCAUGUCCCGGGCCACCUGUACCGUGCCAAAUUUGGCGCUGACCCAGACGCUUCCACAAAUGAGCUCGUCAUUCGCAUCCAGCCUGAUGAGGCCAUGUACCUGAAGAUAAACAGCAAAGUGCCGGGCCUGGGCUUGAGGAUCGAGAACAGCCGGCUGGAUCUGCCCUUUCAUGCCAAAUUUGAUCGCGAGCUUCCAGAUGCAUACGAGAGACUGCUGUUGGAUGUCAUAAAUGGUGACAAGAGGCUGUUCAUCAGGAGCGAUGAGCUGGAAGCUGCCUGGAGCCUGUUCACACCUGUCCUGCACAAGAUCGAGGAGCUGCACGCACAGCCCGAGCUGUACCCCUACGGCAGCCGGGGCCCGGUGGGCGCUCACUACCUCGGUGCAAAGUACAACGUUCGAUGGGGGGACUUGUCAUACACGCCGAAUGGCGGCGGCUCCUGA
Molecule: messenger RNA, 1779 nt
Organism: Ostreobium quekettii
Lineage: Eukaryota; Viridiplantae; Chlorophyta; Ulvophyceae; Bryopsidales; Ostreobiaceae
Source: the annotation of a GenBank genome assembly